AUGGGGAAAGUCAUCAAGCCUUUCUCUCAGCAAGCCUACUCUGUGCAGACAGCGGGGACCACCACGAUCUCAGGCUAUGAACCUCCCAGUGCAGCCCAAACGCACCGAGAGCCGGCAUGGCAGGGUCGCUCCAUCGGCACCACCAAACUACGACUGGUGGAGUUUUCAUCUUUCCUGGAGACACAGAGGGACCAGGAGGCAUACAACAAGCACCUUUUUGUGCACAUCAGCCAGAGCAGCCUGAGCUACAGCGAUCCGCUGCUGGAGUGUGUGGACAUCCGGCAAAUCUACGACAAGUUCCCCGAGAAGAAGGGAGGUCUGAAGGAGCUGUUUGAUAAGGGCCCACAAAACGCCUUCUACCUGAUCAAAUUCUGGGCGGACCUGAAUUAUAACGUGCAGGACGACCCCGCGGCCUUCUACGGUGUGACCAGCCAGUACGAGAGCUCGGAGAACAUGACAAUCACCUGCUCCACCAAGGUCUGCUCCUUUGGCAAGCAGGUGGUUGAGAAGGUUGAGACGGAGUACGCGAGGUUUGAAAACGGGCGUUUUGUCUACAGAAUCAGUCGUUCGCCGAUGUGCGAAUACAUGAUCAACUUCAUCCACAAGCUCAAACACCUGCCGGAGAAAUACAUGAUGAACAGCGUGCUGGAGAACUUCACUAUUUUGCUGGUGGUGAGCAACAGAGACACUCAGGAAACGUUGCUGUGUAUGGCGUGUGUGUUCGAGGUGUCCAACAACGAGCACGGAGCACAGCACCACAUCUAUCGACUCAUCAAGGAAUAACACACACACAUAUACACACUCGCGUUGAAACACAUGUAUGGCCUUUGCUUGGUGUUUUUUUUUUUCCUUUUUUGUGACAUCGGAGCUAAAAAUGUCUCUAAAAAUUAGUUUUAGCCAAACAAAUUCGUGAAAAAAAAGAAAAAGGCUGCAUUUUCACUGAAAGUAACUGGGGUAAAAAAAAAUUUUUUUUAAUUAACGCCAGAUGUGACACCGCAGAAACCUCCUCAACAGGAGCAUAUCCACACUAACUGCAAACCUGGUGAUCGGUAGCUCAUUAGCUAUAAUGAUAAUAAAAAAAAGCACAGUGGUAGUGCAGCCAUAAAAACACAUCAGAAUCGACCUGGCGCAUUUCCCCAAGAACAUCCUGACUCUGAUAUCACCAGGGGAUGUCACGUCUCCACUAAUUGGAUCCUUCUUCUCUUUCUCCCAGUUUUUUUUCUCUUUUCUGUCUUUUUUUUUCUCUUUCCUAUCUUGAUGAUGGAAAUGAAAGUGGUGUUUCUGUCACGAGUUUUGGUGAAAGUCGACCCAGGGAGAAGAAAGAAAGAGAGGGGGAGAUAAAAAAACAACAAAAAACAGAGAGAGUGAGAUCUCAUAAUUUCCCCCCCGUGUGUUAUCUGUCAGGAAACUGACAGGCGCUGAAGGUCAGACCCUGUGUAUCAUCAAUAAGCAGAGAAAGCUGGAGGAAAUAACACUACUGCAUUAUCAUAUAGUAGAAUAUAGAGGUGGAUUUGUACAGAUGGACACUGCAAAUUGUGUGAGCUGAAUUCUUAUACAAGAGGUUUGUCCCAAAGAAAAAGAAAUCAAAUUUUUACCUUUUUGUAUGUUUUCUUUACAAAAAAAAGAAAAGAAAAAAAUCUUCUAAACUUUGGGGAGUUGUUUAUUGAUAAUAGCAUAGAGAUUCUAUUUUAAUUCCACAAUCACUAUCUAAACCUUAUGUUAAUAAUAAGAAACUAUAAGUGAAAUUGAACAAUUCAGGUAGCUUUUUUUGUGCAACAGGUGACUCUUUAUUUUGCUUAAAAGACUAACAAAAUUAUAAUCCUCAAGAUUUCAGAAUCCUGUUUUGUGGGCUUUUAUUGUGAAGCAGCAGCUGUAGGAAACGCCAGCUCUGUGGGAGAACGGCAAACGGUGAAACUGACGUCACUGAGACGUCAUUAGAAAUGCUAAAACUGGAUUCCAUAAACAGAUUCAACGUGGAAUUGCAGGCUUCAUCCCAAAACUGUGACAGCUGUCACACAGAGGGGUGAUUAACAGGUCGAAAUGUGAUUACAAACUAUGAUCAACUAUUAAUAUGAGUUUGCAGAUCUUAAGGAUUAUAAUCUGAAGCAGACUCUGGUCUACUGAAAAGCACUGUGAAUUUUAAACCUUAUACAUUGCCAUUCAUGGUGUACACGUAGGGAAAAAAGUUUUACUGCUGUUUUUAUCGUGUAAAUUACUUUUGCAACUUAAAGGGGACCUAUUGUGUUCAUUUCCAAAUUUUCAUUCUUUUAGUCUCCUAGAGUAGCUUUGCAUGCGUCACAGUUCAAAAUAAUCCUCCUUUAUCUUAUUUUGGUCCUUGAUGUAGCCCUUCAGUUCAUUCAAUGUCUGAGUCAGCCUCCCAUUAUUAAACCCAACUUCUUCUAAUUGGCCACUACCUGCAAACAGAAGGCUCAGCAGGUAGGCGGGGCUUUUGUACACAGAGGUUUUUUUUUGUUUUUGUUGUUGUUUUUUUUGCUAUCUGAAGCAGAAACCUGAGCUUUUGGUUCACAGGGAUUACUUAUACAUUCCCGGACAUAUUAUUUAAAAUGUUGGCCUAGUUUAUUCCAAGUGUCCACAAUUUUAACUUUAUAUAUGAUGGAAAACAAGGAAAAGUAUAAUAAGUCCCCUUUAAUGUUAUCUUAGGUAAGUGUGAUGACCAUGCCCAUACUAGCAAGCCUGAAUAUUACAUCCAUAUUUAGAUGGGACAGCCCUGACCAGAAGCAUUCUCACCUCAGUGUCAGGGUUAUUUUAACUUUAGAUGACACAGUUCCCCUCAACCACUACAACACAGGUUUUUCUGGUUAUAUAAUAUUUAAAAAGUAAUUUAUGAAUUUUAAAAAACCAAAAACUCUUGAUGGAGUGUACUGUAGCAGGUGUCGUCUGGUGGUUUGUCUGUGUCAUGCCCAGCAGCAUGAAGUGCCUUUGGCUGGAAACAGCAUUAGACAUUUCUAUUGUGUUUCCCAAAAGUCCUGAUAAUUUGAUGUUGUAGGUGGUGCAUGGGACAAAAAAACAAAAACAUUUUAUUGUACAGGAACAUUUUGGUCCCACAUGCCCCUGUUUUCUGUGUCCUGGGAUUAGUUUAUCCAAAUUCCAUGUAAAAGUGGUUCUUUAAUUUAAUUUGUGGACAGUCCUGAUUAAUUUUUUCAAUUUUUUCUGAUGUCUUUGGGAUAAAUUCUUGUUCAUGUGGUAUCUAUUGGCAGUAUUUAUUCCAUGUAUUUGCAUUUGUUUAUUACAUGUAUGACGGAUUCAUGUAGAGAGAGCUUGUGCACUAGAUAUUACCUGGCGCCUCGUUCAUAAAAUGCAAUUGUUUGGACUUGUCACUGUUUGGACGACCUGCUCUUACAAACCUGCUGUAGAAUCAUUUUGAUUAUCUGUUUUAUAUAGAAGCUGUUAAAAGUAGUGGAUGCCAUCAAUUAACUUUUUACAACUUUAAUAUCUCUGUCUGAUACAGCUACAGCUAGCAGGUUAGCUUAGCUUAGCAUAGCAAUGAAAG
Neolamprologus brichardi is the source of this 3511-nucleotide messenger RNA. The record is from RefSeq and is a predicted model, not a curated record. NCBI's taxonomy places the organism in Eukaryota, Metazoa, Chordata, Actinopteri, Cichliformes, Cichlidae.